AUGAACCGCAAAUCCAUGAAGAACUACCAACCUACCAAGAGACGAUUCAUCCAAUUCAUUGGCUCUCCCCUCGACGAUGUUUCUGCAAUUCAAUCAAGAAAGUUGGGUGCCAAUGCCCAUCGGUCCUCGACGGAUAAGGACGACACGCAAGAAGUUAUAUCAGUGUCUCUGUUAACGAAGUCUGGUAUUUCUGUGUGCGCAAUUCAUCUACAUCUCGAUGGCACCUGGAAGCUAUUUACACGAGGUCGCGGAAUAAAGGCACGACACGCUGCUAAAAUCGAGAGCGCGAAUCUUCCAGGGCAUAUUUCGACUAAGGACACUCCCUAUGGAUGCUUAGAUGUCUAG
Messenger RNA from Penicillium verrucosum, 345 nucleotides. RefSeq lists its product as uncharacterized. The transcript is spliced from 3 exons. NCBI's taxonomy places the organism in Eukaryota, Fungi, Ascomycota, Eurotiomycetes, Eurotiales, Aspergillaceae. The coding region runs from base 1 to 345 and encodes 114 amino acids. The record is from RefSeq and is a predicted model, not a curated record.